Alnus glutinosa is the source of this 3844-nucleotide messenger RNA. RefSeq lists its product as uncharacterized. The record is from RefSeq and is a predicted model, not a curated record. Gene Ontology annotation, molecular function: ATP hydrolysis activity; ADP binding. Gene Ontology annotation, biological process: recombinational repair; signal transduction. The coding region runs from base 743 to 3739 and encodes 998 amino acids. The transcript has 3 exons. Lineage: Eukaryota; Viridiplantae; Streptophyta; Magnoliopsida; Fagales; Betulaceae.
CCCACAGAAACAGUGACCAAAAAACCAAAAGGGUUCAAAAGAUGUGAAUCUAAAUGCCGAACACACUGGAUUUUCUGCACUAAUACACAGUGGUAUAAAUGGGCGUGGAGCGUACUGAGCGUAACCCACCAGACCCCUCGUCAGAUCCGUCCUUUGGGUCCCAAUUCCUUCCAGACCAAAUUCUCAGUCUCUCAGACACAGAAAAUGAUAUACAGAGAUUUUUUAUGGAUUGUCACUUGCAAAAAGUUUUGUUUUUUCAAAAACAUGGUUUGUGGGUGUGAAGCCUAAAAGAUAUAUAUACAUAUAUAUAUAUAUUUUUUUUCUCUCUCUCCCUCAGAAAGGUAAGCCAAUUUUGCAUUCAUUUUCAAGCAAAUCUUCUACUUUGUCUAGCCUUUUCCUGUAAAUGGGUCUCUCAAAUCUAUCUGCAAGCGGUAAAAAGACUUUCUCUUCAGCAGCUGUUCAUUGAGAGCAGUGGUUCUCUCAUUGUCAAAACUUUCUCUAUCUGAUUGAAAGGUUGGUUAAGUUCAUUGAACUGAUUGUAGAGAGCGUCAGAGAUUUUGGUUGCUCGAAAAACGAACUUUUUUUGGGCUUCUCAUUCAUUUCAAGGAACUGGGUUGUUUGAUUUUGAAGGCUAAGGAUGGAAUCUGCCCAGACAUGUCUGUGAUUUCAAGCCAAAAGGGCUCCUCAUAACUGGUGCAUGGACGAGAUUUGAUAUCUUUGGAUAGCAGGAAAUUUUGCAAAUAUGGAAGCCCUGGAAGACAGCUCCAGGUUCAGUUCCUUAACAGCCACAACUUUAAGGAAUAUGUCAUCAUCGUCGUCGGCAUUCUUUUCAGCGAAUCAGUCGCCCUUCUUCUCUCCAAGAUCACCAACAAGUCAUUUAUCAGAAUCAAAACGGUCUGACAUUCCAUGUGACAGCAUUCGCUUUAGUGUUGAUCGUCCUAGUUGCAUUUCAGGAAAUAUAGAACCUGAAUAUCUGGGAAAUGUCAGAAGUACCUUCUCAGACUUGUCAGCAACCCAGGCUGCCUGUAAUUCAGGUGAUUUCCAGAAGUUUGACCGUGUAUGUACCUCAACUAGCAUCUCCAACAGCACCCCAUCUAGUUACUGCCAUGACCAUGGCAACAGUUAUUCUUGGCACGGAGAGAAGCAGAGAAAGCACACAAGUAGCUACCAAACCUCAUUUACUCCUGGUUCAGUUUCACUUUCCUAUAAUAGAAUGAGGAGCUGUGAUGUGUUCAUAGGUUUGCAUGGGCGUAAACCUUCUUUGCUGAGGUUUGCUAAUUGGCUCCGUGCAGAGCUGGAGGUCCAAGGGAUGAGUUGCUUUGUAUCUGAUAGAGCACGAAACAGGAACUCCCGCAAACAUGGAAUUGUUGAGAGGGCCAUGGAUGUCUCUUCUUUUGGGGUUGUAAUUCUGACUAGGAAGUCUUUCAGGAACCCAUAUACUAUUGAGGAGAUGCGGUUUUUCUCAGGAAAGAAGAAUUUGGUGCCGAUAUUCUUUGACUUGAGUCCAGACGAUUGCCUUGUCCGGGACAUAAUUGAGAAGAGGGGAGAGCUGUGGGAAAAACUAGGCGGAGAGCUAUGGGUCUUGUAUGGAGGGUUGGAGAUGGAGUGGAAAGAAGCUGUCCAUAGCCUCUCUCGUGUUGAUGAAUGGAAACUAGAAGCUCAGGAUGGUAACUGGAGAGAUUGCAUAUUGAGGACUGUCACACUACUGGCGACAAGGUUAGGGAGGAGAAGUGUCGUAGAGCGAUUGACUAAGUGGAGAGAAAAGGUAGAGAAAGAUGAGUUCCCUUUCCCUCGAAAUGAGAAUUUCAUUGGUCGCAAGAAAGAACUUUCUGAGCUGGAAUUUAUACUUUUUGGUGAUGUUACAGGUGAUUCAGAAAGAGAUUAUUUUGAACUUAAAGCUAGACCCAGGCGUAAGAAUUUGACAAUUGGGUGGAGUAAGAGCAGUUUAUUGGAGGAGAGGCGGAGGGAACGGCAAUUUGAGAGUGGCAGCCGAAAGGGAAAGGAACCAGUUGUGUGGAAGGAGUCAGAAAAUGAGAUUGAGAUGGAAGGUAGUGGUUUUCCUCGAAGGCAACAUCAACAAAAGUCAAAAGGUGGUGGAAGGUAUGCGAGGAGAAAAAAAUCAAUGAAGAUUUUAUAUGGGAAGGGGAUUGCUUGUGUGUCAGGGGACUCAGGAAUUGGCAAGACAGAGCUUCUUCUUGAAUUUGCUUACAGAUAUCAACAGAGGUACAAGAUGGUUUUAUGGGUAGGUGGGGAAAGCAGGUAUGUCAGACAGAAUUAUCUGAACCUCUGGUCAUUUUUGGAAGUUGAUGUGGGGGUUGAAAGUUGUUCAGAGAAAAGUAGAAUAAAGGGCUUUGAAGAACAGGAAGAGGCAGCCAUUUCUAGAGUUCGCAAAGAGCUUAUGAGAAACAUACCAUUUUUAGUGGUGAUUGAUAACUUAGAGAGUGAAAAGGAUUGGUGGGAUCACAAACUAGUAAUGGAUCUUCUUCCACGUUUUGGCGGAGAGACCCACAUUAUAAUAUCCACACGCCUUCCUCGCGUAAUGAACUUGGAACCUAUGAAACUCUCAUACUUAUCUGGCAUUGAGGCAAUGACAUUAAUGCAGGGAAGUGUCAAAGACUACCCAAUUGCAGAAAUUGAUGCCCUAAGAGUUAUUGAGGAUAAAGUUGGAAGGUUAACCUUGGGGCUUGCUGUUACUGGUGCAAUUCUGUCUGAGCUACCUAUAACUCCAAGUAGGCUGUUGGAUACCGUUAACAGAAUGCCCAUGAAAGACUUGUGGAGCAGUCGGGAAGCUCACUCAUUGAGGCGAAAUACCUUCCUUCUGCAACUCUUUGAGGUAUGUUUCUCAAUAUUUGAUCAUGCUGAUGGGCCUAGGAGCUUGGCAACCAGAAUGGUCCAGGCAAGUGGUUGGUUUGCACCGGCUACAAUUCCAGUUUCCUUAUUAGCCCUAGCUGCUCACAAGAUACCCGAAAAGCAUCGAGGAAAACGAUUAUGGAAAAAUUUAUUGCAUUCCAUAACUUGUGGUUUAACUUCAUCAUACACCAAAAGAUCAGAAGCAGAAGCUUCUUCCAUGUUGUUGAGGUUCAAUAUUGCAAGAAGCAGUACAAAGCAAGGCUAUAUCCAUUUCAAUGAGCUCAUCAAGCUUUAUGCUCGCAAAAGAGGAGAGAAUGGAGCUGCACAAGCAAUGGUUCAAGCUGUAAUCAGUCGUGGGUCUAUAUCUCAGCACUCCGAACAUAUCUGGGCGGCAUGUUUCUUGCUGUUUGGAUUUGGUCAUGACCCCGUAGUUGUUGAGGUGAAGGUGUCAGAGUUGCUAUACCUUGUCAAAGAAGUGGUUUUGCCUCUUGCGAUCCGUGCAUUCAUCACAUUCUCUCGGUGCAGGGCUGCUCUAGAACUUCUGCGACUAUGUACCGAUGCUUUGGAGGCAGCGGACCAAGCAUUUGUUACCCCAGUUGAGAAAUGGUUGGACAAAUCACUUUGUUGGAAGCCCAUCCAGACUAGUGCUCAGUUGAAUCCUUGCCUUUGGCAGGAAUUGGCUCUAUGCAGAGCCACUGUUCUAGAAACUAGGGCCAAGCUAAUGCUAAGAGGGGGACAAUUUGAUAUAGGAGAUGAUCUAAUUAGGAAGGCUAUUUUUAUUAGAACUUCAAUUUGUGGUGAAGACCAUCCAGAUACAAUAUCUGCUCGUGAAACUCUGAGCAGACUGACCAGGCUCCUUGCAAAUGUUCAAAUUCAUACUUCACCAUAGAUUCUAUAUUUCUGUAAGCAAAGUUUACUCUAGAAUUAUACAAAGGUCGCAAAUAAAACUGUUAUACUUUUGGAGGAAUUUUCUAUACCAUUUAACUCUUAAUUA